Arvicola amphibius (Eurasian water vole) is the source of this 9720-nucleotide messenger RNA. RefSeq names its product protein prenyltransferase alpha subunit repeat containing 1 (gene Ptar1). Gene Ontology annotation, cellular component: cytoplasm. Gene Ontology annotation, molecular function: protein prenyltransferase activity. The transcript is spliced from 7 exons. Gene Ontology annotation, biological process: protein prenylation. The record is from RefSeq and is a predicted model, not a curated record. NCBI's taxonomy places the organism in Eukaryota, Metazoa, Chordata, Mammalia, Rodentia, Cricetidae. The coding region runs from base 46 to 1320 and encodes 424 amino acids.
GGCUGGGCUCUCCCGGAGGCGCGCCGGAUCGCGGCGGCCGCCAACAUGGCCGAGACGAGCGAGGAGGUGGCGGUGCUGGUGCAGAGGGUGGUGAAGGACAUCACCAACGCUUUCCGCAGGAACCCGCACAUAGAUGAAAUUGGCCUGAUCCCAUGUCCUGAAGCAAGAUAUAACCGGAGUCCCAUAGUCCUGGUCGAGAACAAACUUGGUGUGGAGAGCUGGUGUGUCAAGUUCUUGUUACCAUAUGUCCACAACAAGCUCCUUUUGUACAGAACAAGAAAGCAAUGGCUGAACAAAGAUGAAUUGAUAGAUGUCACCUGCACCCUGCUACUUCUCAACCCAGACUUCACCACCGCAUGGAAUGUGAGGAAAGAGCUCAUCCUUUCUGGCACUUUAAGUCCAAUUAAGGAUCUACAUCUGGGAAAAUUGGCCUUAACUAAGUUUCCUAAGAGUCCAGAGACAUGGAUUCACAGGCGCUGGGUGCUGCAGCAGUUAAGUCAGGAAACUUCCUUGCCUUCUUCUGUGGCCAAAGGAAACUUAGGAACAGUUCCUGCAGAGAGGACACAGCGAAUACUACAGGAAGAAAUGGAAGUCUGUGGUGAGGCAGCAGGAAGAUAUCCCAGCAACUAUAAUGCCUGGUCCCAUCGCAUCUGGGUUUUACAGAAUGUGGCCAAGCUGGAUCUCAAGAUCCUUCUUGAUGAGCUAUCUUCUACGAAACACUGGGCGUCCAUGCACGUUUCAGACCACAGUGGAUUUCACUAUCGCCAGUUUUUGUUAAAAUCUUUGAUUAGCCAGACUGCAAUGGACACUUCUGCACUGCAGCAAAACUCUUUGAAAGAUGAGCCAAAAGAUGAAGAAGCAGCAGCUUCAGCAGAGGAACCAAGGAUAGAUCUUACCCAGCUCCUAGAAGAAGAAGUGGAAUUCUGCACAGAUCUUAUUGAUUCCUAUCCAGGACAUGAAACCCUUUGGUGCCAUAGGCGGCAUAUUUUCUACCUUCAGCAUCACUUAAAUGGCAAGUGUCCUCUCAACUUGACUCACCUGUCACCUGCAGACUGCUCUGGGGGUACUUUGAAUGACUUGCACCUGAUUCCAGCAAGCCCUCAACUAUCUCAGGCAAUGGAAGUGGACGGACUGAAUGACUCUAGCAAACAAGGCUAUUCCCAGGAAACCAAACGCCUGAAGCGGACCCCAGCUCCAGACUCUCUAGGCCUAGAGAUGGAGCACAGGUUUAUUGAUAAAGUAUUAUCCACUUGUCGGAAUGUAGAGCAAGCCAGGUAUGCUAAUGCAUACAGGAAAUGGCUGGUGACUUUAAGUCAGUGAAAGGUGUGGAUUCAUCCUAAGAAAUCCCCUUUUAGUGCAAUAUUGCUUUCCUUUCUCAAUGCCAUAGCUGCAUGGACUGACUGGCUAACUCUGGAUUCUUCAUCUACAGCUUAAAGUCUGUAAGAAACAUUUUGUUUUAUUUAUUUUGCUCAGAGCUGGCAUUCCUUUGGGUACAAAAUAACUGUAUAGUUCCUUCUUGCUAAACAGUGAGUCUUAAAGUUUUCCUGUUUGAUUCCAUGCCCUUUAUUUUAAUAUUUGGGCUUUUCAUUUGGUUCUUGAGAUUGGUUCACGUACCUUUACCCACCUCAGUUCAGUUGCUACAUAAGCAGUUCCUUUAAAAAUUGAAAUUUUAAGUUGCAGUUCAGCUUAGGAAUAUUCAUAGAUGUGCAAAAGGACUUGCUCUAAUUGCAGUUUUGAGAAUAAAAUGGCUAGAUGGAUGGAUAUGUGCAAAUGUAAGCCAAUUCUUUUUCAAGAAUGUUCUCCAGUUACCGACUAAGAGAACCAAAGCCAGGAGUGUUAGGAUUUAUAUAGAAAAAAUGCUUCCGAUGUAAUCUAUUUUUUAAAUGAUUAUUUAAAAGAAACUAAACUAAUUUAAGAGUUUAUGUAAUUGUAGUACUGGAAAAUUAUUUUUAUUACUAGUUUUGAUAGAUUGUUUUUACCUCAUAUUUGGUAUAUGCCAAAACAGUAAGUCAGCCCUUAUAAAAUAAAUUCUUUUUUAAAAAAACCCAGAAAUGCCAUUUUUAGUUAUUACUACUUUUUCCUUCUAAAGUUACUCAAGAAAAGUGGGAGAAAACUACAUAUAAAUGUAGUCCUUUCUUUAUAAAAUUUAAGUUUCUAAGACUAUACUGGAUAAACUGCAGUUUUUGUCAAGUGGCUAGUCGGAGUUUACUGGCAAAAUCUAGGGAGGAAGGCUAGUUUUAAGCAUUAGUUCAAUUUUUACUUUUAAAGUUAAACAAAACACUUUGAUACUAAAUUCAUCAGGGAUAAGUACCAAAGUCCACAUUAUAGCUAUAUCUCAAUAACAAGGGCUGUGUUUUUCAGGUUGGUGAAGCGGGGUGGGAAUGGGUCUAAUACCGUCUCUGUCUCUCUUACUAUAUCCACCCCUUGGGAUGAGCCGUGAUUCCUCUGUGUGCAUCCCUUCUCCUUAUCUUACCAGUCCACUCCCUGCUUUCCAUCGUUCACUGUUCCAUAUUCUUUUCUUGUGUGUCUCUUUUUCAGGGAUGCCCACUGAAGCUAUUAUCUUUCCUAUGUCAGUGAAUUUAAUACCUAGCUAUAAACACAGGAACUAUGAAUAAAAGGUGCCCCUCUCAUAGUCCCUCCUUUUAAUGGUUGUCUUGAUUAGGGUUUCUAUUGCUAUGACGAAAGUAAAAGCAACUUGGAGAGGAAAAGGUUUAUUUCGCCUACACUUCCAGGUAACAGUCCAUCACUGAGAGAAUUCAGGGCAGUACUCAAGCAGGGCAGGAACCUAUAGGUAGGAGCUGAUGCAGAGGCCAUGGAGGAGUGCUGCUUACUGACUUAACUCUCCAUAGUUUGCUCAUUUGGCUUUCUUUUAGCACUCAGGACUGCCAGCCCAUAAAGUGGCACCGCUCACAGUGAUCUGGGCCCUCCCUCAUCAAUCACUAAUUAAGAAAUUCCUUUGUAGGUUUGUUUAUGGCCUGAUCUUAUGGAGGCAUAUUCUCAACUGAGGUUUUCUCUUAGACGACUCUCGCUUGUAUCAAAUUGACAUAAAACUAAGGCAGCACAAUGGUGGAAGCUGUCUCUUAUCCCAUAUAUGUGCAAAACGUAAGCAGUGACGGCAGAAACAAGCGCCGCCGUCAUGUUUUGCAUGGUCUCUCACUCUUGGUGCUGUGUGGUGUAGGUGGAGGACAGAGGGAAAGGCGAACUGCUCGUGUCACUCUGGUGGGAACUUGUCCUUGAGUUAGGCACUCUGUAUUAAGAUGCUAGGGCAUCAUGGUAUUAUUGGGUGGCAGACUGCUGAGCUGAAUGAGGAGGCGCUUAGGAUACUAGAAAAAAAAUAUUCUGCUGGCCCCAGUAGAUAGAGCUUACUUUCUUGGGGCAAAGUUAUGUAUACCAUUUUAUAGUAUUUAGAUGAUAAAAAUACUCAACGUUGUUAACAUAAUUCCACAGCCUUCUAUUUACAAAGCAUAGUUUGAAUCAUCAGAUACCUCAAGUUCUACAUGGGUCUCUAUAGGAAAACAAUUACAUGUUGUUUAACUUCCCUGAGAUUGAGUAGAAAUGACAGCAGUUAUUGCUGCCGAACCCUGUCUUUACCCGGUAUUACCUUUCUCGACAGCAUCCUUUUUAGUUUCCGAAGUAAUAUGGCUUACAUUUGAUGUUGUUUGUCAGGCCAUGAGCAUAGGCUAUGCUGUAUGAACAUCUGCUAACUUUUUUUAUAGUGUCCCAUUUCUUUUUAUAUCUUCUACUCAGCUUCUUGGUCAUCUUUGGUGUUAGCCGCCUUCUUAUGUCCUCUAAGGCUCAGCCCACCCCUUCCUGAAGCUGUGGAGUCCUCUAAUAUACCGUGGUUUCUUCUUCCUAAUAAAGUAGAAAGUAGGUAGCAAAAAUACAGAUAUCUAAAAGAUACUGUUUCUGUGUGGCUUUUGCUACAUUAUGUCUGAAAUUAGCAUUUUCAAGAGUUUGUUCACAGGACUUAGGAUUUCCCUGUACGUUUUCUCUGUUUGGCAUUUACCCUCUCUAGCAAGCUACUGUGUCUUUGACCAAAUGAACUAACGCCAUAGAAAGAAUCCGUAUAAUGUAGGGUUUGUUUAGACACAUUCUUCUGUACAUAUGUUGCUGUUAAAACAAACAGUUAGUUUAGACUGAGACGUUUCAUCUGCUCUCACCACAACCCCACCCUACCCUUUUUAAGGCUGUGUAUUUUGGUAAUUGUAUUUCCAGGUUAUAUCAUAUGCCUUGCACAUAAUAAGGACUUAAUAACUUUUUUAAGUUGACUAAUUCACUCUUUGAAGAAGGGAAAGAUUGAUCAUAAAUGAUGGAAUAAUGAUCAGGAAAUUAAUGAGUUAUAAGUUAGUGAUGUGGGCUACCUUUGUUAAUACUUAAGGAGAGCUCUCACAUGUAAAAUUAGUGAGAUUUAGAUUUGCUGUCUUCAUUACCUUGUUUAGGCUUGUUAACUCUCAGCCAUGAGAUGGAGCUCUAGAAUUCUGAAUUCUCUUAGCUGUUUGUCUACACUAAAGACUCUCAGUGUCAAUAAGAUCCACUUGGUAAGAUUACUGUUUUCUUUCACUAAAUGAUGUUGAAGAGCAGACCUUGCAUACAGAGCCAGGGGCACAUUUGAGCAGAUGGCAUAAUGCUUGGAUUUAGAGACUUGUUGAUCUGCAUUUGUAUGUGAGUCAUCCUGAUCCCCAACUUGAACUGUGGGCCUUCUAGGUACUCCUGGAACCUGCAUGAGCCAUUUUUUAAGACUAAGGAUUUUAUAUCCGUUACUAUCCCAUAUUACUUCUAAAGAAAUUCUGGGCCAGACAUUUCUUACUCUUGGGGCACAGUUCUAACUUAAGCUAUAUGCUUCAUUAAUUCUUUUCCCUUUGUUUUUGCUGGUGCUCAGGCUCACAUUUGUUAAUCAGUCGUAGAGUUAAAUGUGUACAGAUUAUCACCAAAAGCCACUUAGAGUUUCAAAUAAGGGCUAAGUAACAUACAACGUAGAAGCAAGCUUUUGAGUUUAUAUGCAGCAGUCUGUAGAAAGCAUGUGUGGUAGACAUAGUCAUUUAGCUAAUGUUCAGAUUCUCUCAGUUCCGUGUGUGUGUGUGUGUGUGUGUGUGUGUGUGUGUGUGUGUAGAACUUGUUACAAAUUGUCCAUCUUGCAGUUUCUCUUACACAGCACAAGGUGGUGUCUGACAUGGGCCAAAUGUAACUUAGGCAUGGAACCACCACCAUACAGGCAUCUCAGUUGGCUCCCUAAGUUAGGGGCGAUUCAGUUGUAAAAUGAAGAAUCCUUUUUUUCCCCUAGAAAGCUUCUUGGGUUUACUAUUAUUUUGCUAUUAGAAAUUUUUUAAAUGCUUGAUUUAAAAAUUUUUUAAUAUUGUAAAAACCAUAUCUUUUGUCUUAAAUAAAACUGCAAACCCUAGCAAUAUGUAUGCUCCUCCACUCCCAACACACGUGGUCUGUAAUGAGCGUCUACUUAUUAAAGCAGCGUGUGGGGGUACGAGGAAACUUCAGGAAACUCAGUUUCAUAGAAACAGUGAGUAAGAAAAAGCCGCCCCAAGAAUUCCACAUAUUGUCACAUAGUGUCUUUUUAAAAAUAACUGUAUAAUAUCUUAACUUGAGUGCCUUUCUUACUUCAGUGUGGGUUACAAGGUUAUCUUAUACUGAACUCUGUGUUUAGCUAGUAAACAGGAUAGAAAUUUUAUCAGACAGCCCAUUAUAAUGCAAUGAGAUACUGACUCGAGAAGAUAGGAUCUUGUGAUUUAUAUUUCAUUAUUGGCACCCUACAAAGAAUCCCAAGACUUAGAAUUUGUUCUUUCCCUUUGUCAACUAACAUUUUGAGUUUUGGAGGCAUCAUAACUACAGGGCCACGUGCACACAAUUAAACCUGUGCAUUCUGUGCUUGAAGGGAAGCAGGCAGCACACCAGUGCACCUCACAGCAGGUGGCUGUCCCCAGUGACCCUUUGCCUUAUUCGGAAGAGCCUUCAAUAGCACUUGCUAACACCAAAAGAAAAGUGGUAAAUGCUAAAAUGAAAUUUCAAAUUUUAUGUAUUUGUGUAGGGAAGGGGACGGUAGGACCAUCAUAUUUCAUGAUAGCAAAUAAAUUUUCUUUAUAGUAAAAAUUCCAAAGUGCUUUGCAGAGCAUUCUUGAAUAAUAUAUCUCUAAUUAUGUUGUGUUCAUAACUGAUGCAGGAACAAAUGUCUCCUGUGUGGAUUUAGGGUGUGAGGGGAAUUCUCAGGCUCUCAGCUGUGACUUCUUUACCUUCUCAGGCCAUCCCUGUUACUACAGAACCGCCAGAGACUAUUGGCUCACAAACCCAGGGCAGUUGAUUUGAUCUGUGCUUUCCGAACAAGAGCAUAGCCAUAAAGCUGGCCCUGACAUUUAGUAGUUGGUUGUUGUUCCUCAGGGUGUAGAAGAUUUCAUCAAUUAGAACAAAAUAUUAUAUUCUGUGGCCAAAAAGAAAAUGCAAAAUAUGCUAAAUACAUUGCUAGCUAUUGAGCGUUAGUAUGCAAAAGCUAAUACAUGCUGUCUUGCUGUUUGUCCUGUAGUUGUAUUGUGAAUGUUACCAUAAAUGUUGCCCAUUAAGAGAAUUUCUGUGUUAUAUUUCCAAUUUGGGGGAAGUGGAGAACAUUAUAUUUUGUUUCAGUUGACUUUCUCAGCCUUUAAAAAUCAUAUUGAGGAAAAUAAUUACUAUUGUUUUGCAAAUUGACAGCUGUUUUGCUUCCUAAGACUUCUUUUUCCCUGCAUAUGUGAGAUGUAAGAUGCAGACAUGUUCAGAAUAUCGCAUACUGCCUUCAUGUUAUAGGAAACUAGCAUGUCAGACUGGUAAAUAUUGGAGAGGAAUAUUAACAUAUCUCUCUCUUAAUCAUUGUUCACAUUCUUAGUUUUGGGUAAAGUAUGCUACUUUGUAUGAGAAAUACAUUAUGAAAUUUAAAUAUGUAAGGAAAGAUUGUAUAACAUUGCAGCCAGAGUUGAGGAUCUUUUUAGGUUUCUAAACACACAUACACACAUCUAAAGAGAUCUGGAGCCUAGGUCUACAUGAUUUUAUCCCAUUAAUUUUUAUAUUUGCUCAAAGUAUUCUUAUUUAAGGUAAUUAUCCCAAUAGACAGCUUGCUCUAGCAAAGUUGGAAACUGACUUAAGUGUCCACUUGCCCUAUCUAAAUUUUGUGAAAACUGUUUGAUUAGGAGUUUGGUAGUUUAUAAACCAUGUUAUUCUGCUUUUCUUCCAUCUCCUUAAGGAAUCAGCCUUUAUUUCAUGCCUAGCAGUCACUCUCCUCAAAGCACUGCUCAUGUUUAUAAAGUGACGAAUAAUACAAAUGAUGUUUUGGUGUUUUGGUUUUUUUUUUUUUUAAUGUGCCAUGGGGAAGUAUAUUAACAUCAAUUCACACAACUCGCCCCUGGAAGCAUUCAUUCAUUUAUUCCCAUAUUUAAUGUCAUGUAUUUGAAGCAGGCAGCUUUUUGUUGGUUAAAGAAGUGGUACAGAUGAGAAGUACUUAGUCAGCUAUUGCUCUACCAUCAAACUAAGAGCUCUCACCAGGGAGACUGUUGCCAUCUCUUCACUGAAGAAUACAUUUGUAGAGCCAUGUGUUGGACACUGGAAAAUGUUAUUACAUAACAUGAAUUAUUACACUUGUUUGUUUAGGUGCAAUUAGAGACAUAAUAAAAAUAUUGUUUAACAGAACCAUAGUAUGAAGACAGGAGUUAUAAAAAGCUGAAGCAGUAGCAUGUUGUGCAAGACACAUUUAAUAAAUGUCUUUAAAUAUUGGCGGUUAAACUCUUUUAAAGAGAGCUUGUGGCCACCUUCUACAGCCCCCGUAUGUAAUAGCAUAUCCUGCACUUCCCAGCAGAGGCCCCUUAUUCCACCCCAAUUCUCAGUUCCUUUCCUGUGUCUUAAAAGUGAUAAUGAUAAAAUAGGAAGUUGGGCUGGGUGACUUCAUAUAAUUUUCUCAGAAUAUGUUGGACAUGAGGAAGAAAAUUUUAUCAAUGAUACUGUAGUUUGAGGACCUAUUCUGAGUUGACCUGAUGCAAAAGAUUUAAACAAAUAUUCCUACCUGAACUGUGAGGAAGCAAGUGUGUAGUGUAAGUCUAAAUGGCUUUGCCUUCGGUGGGUGAGCUUGCUGACGUGUGACUGUCGCUGGCUGAUGUCAGCUCUACUUUUGGUGUGUUUUGUUCUAGGAGAGUAAUAGGGUGUACACUAUACUAGAUCACAGUACUGCUUCUGAGCCGGAAACAAACAAAAGAUGAGGUAUUAUAAGUACGCCAAAUAGUUAUCUACUAUUACAGAAACAAAGAGAAAGACUUUAAAAGUACAGCAAUGUCUUUUUUUAAACUUGGGGUUUUGUAUGCUAGUUCAUUGCAUCGUUUAACAUUAUAACACUGAGGGACCUUCACUGAAGAAAAGGAUCUCAGAUAGUAUAUUCUACUAUUAGUUUACAUUGCUUGUAGAUUUUCCAAAAAGAGCAUCCAAUAGACUGCAGUUAACAGUGGACGCACUGCUCUGACUCAUGGUGCAGCAUCGGAUCCUGGGCAUUAAGCAUUGGUUAGGCCAACUCGUUUUCUUGGAGACAGUGUCUUCACUGAUAGUACUUCCUGUGCUAUCCCAGUCUGCAUGGAAGUUCCUUUAGCUCUUAUGUAUCCACAGUUUUAAAAGGAUUAGAUCUCUUGUGAAUUCUUUACAGUUAAAAUGUAUACCCUGGAGGGGAAUAAGAAUAAAUUUUAUAAAAAGGUAUGUGCAAAGUACACUUGUGGUAUUUGGGAGUUUAGUAUCCCAGACUGAUUAAAUUAUGUUAAAUUCUAAAGCUAUCACUUGGACUUUUGGCUAAGAUUAAAUGUAAAUUCUAAGAGUAACAUAAUCAUGUAUUGUUUAUGACUGUGGUAUUCAAUGGAAAUGUAAUAUGAACCAAAACGAAAUUAUAAUUUUCUAGUAGCAAUGUUUAAGAAGUGUAAUUAACUUUAAUAAAAAUAUAUCUUAUUUAACUUAAUCUAUUAAAAUACUAUUUCAGCAUAUAAUCAUUAUAACAAAACUAAGGAGCUAGCCGUCUCCUUUCUUCUCUGUAUAUUAGCCUUCACAGUUCAGUGCGUCUGGCCGUGGGUCAGGUCCUCGGGCUCCACGUGUGGCUAGGUGCUGCUGCAUCAGCAGUGCAGAGUUCCGGGGCGCAGCGCACGCAUCUGUUUAAAUGUGGAGGUGACAAGUAGACAUGACCUUUCAGUACUUUAUGGAUUAUGUAGGAUAUUUAGAAAGAUAUCUGAUGGAGUUUUCCUUCAUCUUAAUUUAAGUCUGCUCUAGAAAUUGGAUCAACCUGAUCCAGUUUGCCAAGCAUUUUUUUAAAGAGGAGGAAUCCUGUGCCAUGUGGAAUACCAUAGUCACUGUCGUGGGUACUGAUGGUACGGUUUCAGUCUUCAUUACAGUCCAUCCUGUUCCUUAAAAACAAUAGCUUAGGUUGCAUGCUUACUGUGUAUCUGUACCUGUUUGUUUUCUAUUAUUCUUGUUGUAUAAUGAUGUAUAUUAACCAGCAGCCCUAGGAUUCUAAUCUAUGCAGCCGUCUUCUGGAACAUAAUGGUGUGCUUACUAAAUUAUGAUAAGUGGCAGAGAAAUAGGAUGAACCAUUUCUUUUCCCAUUAGAUUUGUUCUUUUAACAUGGAGCCAUGUACCAAACUAGCUGUAAAUUACUGUAUUUCUGUAGACUAUGGAAAUGGUGUUGUCUUGCUGAUGUCUAAGUAAACUUUACCUCUCCUAAAACAA